Messenger RNA from Amborella trichopoda, 3051 nucleotides. RefSeq names its product neutral/alkaline invertase 3, chloroplastic. Gene Ontology annotation, cellular component: chloroplast. The record is from RefSeq and is a predicted model, not a curated record. Gene Ontology annotation, biological process: sucrose catabolic process. Gene Ontology annotation, molecular function: endo-alpha-N-acetylgalactosaminidase activity; sucrose alpha-glucosidase activity. Lineage: Eukaryota; Viridiplantae; Streptophyta; Magnoliopsida; Amborellales; Amborellaceae.
CCAGUGCUGGGAGCUGGUAGUUCUCUCUCUAUUCUCUCUUUCUCUCUAGCUUUUAGGUUUUCUUUAUGAAUCUCGUGCUAUUCGAGCUGAAUUCCUAAUUUUCUCUCUCUAACUUCUCGUGUUUUCAUCGUUAUUCCUUUUUUUGUCACUCUUUAACUUUUGGGGUUUCUUCUGAUUAUUUUUGUUGAUUUUUUUCCCCAUUUUCGUUUCCUAUUCAUAGAGAUUUAUCUGGAAUCAUCUACGAUUCUUUUUAAUAUGUGAAUCUCUCUAUGUUUUGGAUUCUGAGAGAGUUCAUUUGAUCGUUCUCUCUUUCUCUCUCUAGAUUUUUGACCCUCUUCUUCUAUCUGAUUUCAGGCAUUUUUAGGUUUUGGUAUCAGUCUCUGAGAUUUUUCCGUUCCAAAAUUACUCUGAAGAACUUCUGAUACAAUCAGAUAAAAUCACUCUCUCUCUCUCUCUCUCACUUUGUCUCUUAACUAUUCUCUUUCUCUCUCUAAAACUUUUGCUCUCGCUUUUUCUUGAGAUUGAUUCUAGCCCUUUUCAUUAGAUUUCAGUGUGUAUUUCUCUAUUUUAUCUCUAAUUCCUGUAGUUUAUUUCUUGUCCUCUGACAGUCUAAGUUUGUUUUGGAAUUCUUUGUUUGCCUGACAAUGAAUGUUGUGCACACUCUAUGUCGAGCUCAAUUUUACCCAAAUUUACAUUCAGGGAGUUAUAAUUCAUCUCAUUUCCUAAGACCCCAUGGGAGAAGGUGCAGAAACAAGAGGAAUUCUACUGAUUCUUCAUCUCUCCAGAAUUUACAGUCAUGGCAAUAUACCAUGCAACUGCAAAACUUCAUAAGAAUCCAUGCAAUUCAUCGACAAUUAGGGUUUCUCAGCAAGAAAUGUGGACAAAAUCGACCAUUGAUUCUUCCUUGUCACGGCCAGAAAUCUGAUCGCCUUGGUGAUAUUCUUGGCAAAGAUGGUAAUGGUGCUUGGUCUCCUGAAACUGCCAAAAACGAUUUCUCUCCUGAGUUGAAUGGAAACAGUGGUUUAGCGUUUGGGUCUCAAAGCCCUAAUUCUGAGAAGAGAGAGACAACAUUGAAAAGUGAUUAUUUUGGCAAUGAGUCAAUUGAUGAGAGAGAAAGUGCGGUAGAGAGAGAAGCAUGGGAUCUUUUACAGGCAGCUAUGGUGAAUUAUUGUGGUAGUCCAAUUGGAACCAUUGCUGCAAAUGACCCAACUGACCCCAGUAUUUUGAAUUAUGAUCAGAUUUUUAUAAGGGAUUUCAUUCCUUCUGGUAUAGCUUUUCUCUUGAAAGGGGAGUACGAGAUAGUUCGAAACUUCAUUCUCCACACACUUCAGUUGCAGAGCUGGGAAAAAACAAUGGACUGUCAUAGCCCAGGUCAAGGAUUAAUGCCUGCAAGCUUCAAAGUACGUACAGUGCCACUUGAAGGAGAUGACACAGCGACCGAGGAUGUUCUCGAUCCCGACUUUGGAGAGGCGGCUAUUGGACGUGUUGCACCUGUGGAUUCUGGGUUAUGGUGGAUUAUAUUGCUUAGAGCAUAUGGAAAAUGCUCUGGAGAUCUGUCAGUUCAGGAGAGGGUUGAUGUCCAAACUGGCAUGCAGAUGAUUCUGAAACUGUGUCUUGCCGAUGGUUUUGAUAUGUUUCCAACGCUUCUUGUAACAGAUGGGUCGUGCAUGAUAGAUAGGCGAAUGGGGAUCCAUGGUCAUCCUUUGGAAAUCCAGGCACUGUUCUAUUCGGCCCUUCGCAGUGCCCGAGAGAUGCUCACACCUGAAGACUCAUCUGCAGACCUCAUGAGAGCUCUAAACAAUCGGCUCAUUGCUCUCUCCUUCCACAUUAGAGAAUAUUAUUGGGUCGAUAUGAAGAAAUUGAAUGAAAUCUACAGGUACAAGACCGAGGAAUACUCAUAUGAUGCUGUGAACAAGUUUAAUAUAUAUCCUGAUCAGAUCCCUCCAUGGCUGGUUGAGUGGAUGCCGGAUACAGGAGGUUAUUUUAUAGGGAAUUUGCAACCAGCCCAUAUGGACUUUCGAUUCUUUUCUCUCGGAAACCUGUGGUCUAUAGUGUGUAACUUAGCAACUCGAGAGCAAUCUGAAGCCAUACUAGACCUUGUUGAGUCUAAGUGGGGAGACUUUGUUGCUGAUAUGCCAUUCAAGAUUUGUUAUCCUGCUCUUGAAGGCCAGGAAUGGAGGAUUAUCACGGGCAGUGAUCCAAAGAACACGCCUUGGUCAUACCAUAACGGUGGUUCUUGGCCAACUCUACUAUGGCAGCUCACUGUGGCCUGCAUAAAGAUGAACAGGCCACACCUAGCUGCAAAGGCCAUCAAGAUUGCAGAGGCUCGAAUUUCUAGGGAACGGUGGCCUGAGUACUAUGACACAAAGAAAGCCCGCUUCAUUGGAAAGCAAGCCCGCCUAUAUCAAACAUGGUCCAUAGCUGGUUUCCUAGUUUCUAAGCUCCUCCUUCGUAAUCCUGAGACCAUCAAGAUCCUCACCUGUGAGGAGGAUGCUGAGCUUGUGAAUGCUUUCUAUUGCAUGCUUGAUGCCAACCCCAAGAGGAAGCGAAACCGAAAGAAGUCGAGCAAGAGUUAUAUCGUGUGAUCAAGGAAGAAAAAGUUGGUGAUAAGGUGGGUGGUGUAAUUGGCCAGAGAGAGAGAUAGAGGUGUAAAAUGGGGAGGAUGCAUCUCGACCAUCGGCAGACUGGUUUUUAAAUUUAACAUCUGUGAACUUAUGAUCGCCACUGCUCACUCUCUCAUACACACACGCACACGAAGUGAGAUGCCGGUAGGUAAGACAAGAUGUAGCCUUGCGCAAUGUAGCAUGUGUAUCAUGGUUAUUCACCAAGGUAAUGGAAUUGGAUGGGCAUUGUAUCAUAGUCAAGAAGCUGCAUUGCAACGAGUAUCUAAAUAACUAUUGGUUUUAAUUGUAAAAAAGGAAGGAAUGUAUUUUAUGGUUUUGGGACUAAGAUUGGUUUAGCUUUUUUUAUUGUUAUAGCUUAUCUCAUUGUAUACAUUGAGAUUGUACCAGGCCCAGACCCAAUGAGAUUGUCCCAUAAUGGGCCAGACCA